AUGUAUAAAGAACUUGAGGUUUCGAGUGACAUCCCUGAAUCCAAGCUACAUCGUGCUUUCAAAAAUGGAGUGCUCACACUAUCUGCUACUCAUUUGAAGGGUAAAGGUGCUACUCUUCAUUUACAUCCUGAAUCGUAUGCGAGAGCUCUUAAAGCUCGCAAAGCCGGAAAAGGUACACGCCUUCAAAUCACUCGCAAAGAGAUUGGUUAUCCAUUCAAGCAUUUGAAUGGAGGUGGAAUUCACGGCGGAUCUAUUUGGGGUAAGAUAUGGGGCGGAAUCAAAAAAGCAUUUAAUUGGGCCAAGGAUUCAGGAGUCCUUAGCAAAGCCGCUGACGCUUUAGCGGUUACAGCAACACCGUAUGUUGGAGGUCCUGGGAAUGCAGCGAUGGGGAGAUCAGCACUGAAAAGUCUAACUGGUAUUGGAGUUGAUGCUGAAGGUGGCAAAAUCCAACUUAAAGAUGUAAAGAAACGCGGAAAGCAGGCCGUCAAAUACAUGAAAGAUAAGGGAAUCCUUACUGAUAUCGCUGAUCAAGCUGAAAAAUAUCUAUUAAGCAAAGCAACUAAGCCUGAACAUGAAGAUGUAAAUCGUACUGUGCGUGGCGAAGUGAAGAAGCGAUAUGGAGUUGGCUUGAAGGGAACGGAACAAUCCAAGCAGCGCAUGGCUCUUGUCCGCGCUGCCCGCGGGAAAAAAGGCGGUUCAUUCACUCUUGGCUAG
Phytophthora sojae is the source of this 714-nucleotide messenger RNA. RefSeq lists its product as hypothetical. The transcript has a single exon. NCBI's taxonomy places the organism in Eukaryota, Oomycota, Peronosporomycetes, Peronosporales, Peronosporaceae. Bases 1 to 714 code for a protein of 237 amino acids. The record is from RefSeq and is a predicted model, not a curated record.